This is a messenger RNA of Hansenula anomala, 287 nucleotides long. RefSeq names its product ubiquinol--cytochrome-c reductase subunit 10 (gene QCR10). Bases 1 to 237 code for a protein of 78 amino acids. Gene Ontology annotation, biological process: mitochondrial electron transport, ubiquinol to cytochrome c. NCBI's taxonomy places the organism in Eukaryota, Fungi, Ascomycota, Saccharomycetes, Phaffomycetales, Wickerhamomycetaceae. The record is from RefSeq and is a predicted model, not a curated record. The transcript has 2 exons.
AUGGUCAGAUACAUUGCUCAACCAGUUUACAAAACUUUACCACACUUGGGUAAACUUAACUUACAAAACUUAUUAGCUUACACUCCAAACUUGGCCAUCUGGGGUGGUGCUUCAUUAAUGGGUAUCUUCGUCUUUGCUGAAGGUGUUCCAAUUUUCCAAACUACUUUUUUCCAAAAAAUCCCAUACUUUGGUAACCACUGGAUUUCAAACCCAGAUCCUCAAGAUUUACCACAAUAGAUUCAUUCGUUAUUAUGGUUGAAAAAAGAGAUUGCAUUUUUGUUUAUAUU